AUGUCUGGACUCAAGGCAGGGGACGACUUUCCCCCAGACGUUGUCUUCUCCUACAUCCCAUAUACCCCCGAAAGUGCCGCCAUCACCAGCUGUGGCAUCCCACAAAACUACAAUGCCUCGAAAGAAUGGGCAGACAAGAAGGUCGUCUUGUUCGCCGUGCCCGGCGCCUUUACUCCCGGGUGCAGCGUGAGGCACCUGCCCGGUUAUAUCGAUGCCCUCCAAGAUAUCAAAGGGAAAAAGGUGGACAUCGUGGCCGUUUUGGCAUACAACGACGCUUUUGUUAUGAGCGCCUGGGGCAAGGCAAACGGUAUCAAGGAUGAGAUUUUGUUCCUCUCCGACCCCGAAACCAAGUUCUCGAAAUCCAUCGGCUGGAAUCUGGGCGAGCGAACCGCGCGGUAUGCAAUGAUCAUCGACCACGGUAAGAUCGUUUAUGCAGAGAAGGAACCUGGACGAGACGUAACAUUUGCGAUUGGAUCCUUCUCCCCAGAUCCAUGGAGCCGGUAA
Molecule: messenger RNA, 504 nt
Organism: Fonsecaea erecta
Lineage: Eukaryota; Fungi; Ascomycota; Eurotiomycetes; Chaetothyriales; Herpotrichiellaceae
Exons: 4
Coding region: 1-504 (167 amino acids)
Biological process (GO): cellular response to oxidative stress; cell redox homeostasis; hydrogen peroxide catabolic process
Cellular component (GO): cytoplasm; mitochondrion; peroxisome
Molecular function (GO): thioredoxin peroxidase activity
Source: RefSeq, a predicted model, not a curated record